This is a messenger RNA of Dalotia coriaria, 1180 nucleotides long. RefSeq names its product venom acid phosphatase Acph-1-like. The transcript is spliced from 5 exons. Bases 48 to 1160 code for a protein of 370 amino acids. Gene Ontology annotation, molecular function: phosphatase activity. Gene Ontology annotation, biological process: dephosphorylation. Lineage: Eukaryota; Metazoa; Arthropoda; Insecta; Coleoptera; Staphylinidae. The record is from RefSeq and is a predicted model, not a curated record.
UUAACAAAACAAACAACAUAUGAUACAGUAAAGGUUUAGUUUUAACAAUGAAUACUAGUCAGUGGCUUGUACAUAUUGGCAUUGUUCCUCUUGCAAUAGUAAGCAUAAUCAUUGCCAUGAUAACUAUCUCAGAGCACGUUGUUAAAUACCCAAACAAGACAGAAAAAUUACUGUUACUGCAAGUAAUAUUUGCUAAUGGUGAACAAGACUCAUUACCCUUCAUUCCACAAUCUUCUUCUGAUGCUGACAUCUACUGGUUAAACGAAAGUUCAGUGCUUUCAUUGCAAGGACAAAAGCGUGCCUUCAAACUCGGGAAAGCAAUAAAAAACAUCUAUCAGUUAUACCUUCAAAACUAUGAUUUUUCAUAUGAUUUAGUUUAUUCUAGCACUGGAUAUUUAAAUAUUUUACAAGCGACAUUACAGUGUGUACAUGCAGGGCUCUUUCCGACAUUUCCGGGCGCUCAGAUUAUUAACGUUAAUCUUGAUUGGAGACCUGUACCUUAUGAAGUUUAUCCUAAAAAUGAUGACAUCUAUAUCUACCAAACAGAAGUUCUUAAAACAUUAAGAGAUUUAAGAGUUAAUGGACAAAAUGAUUCAAUGUAUGAGACACAAUUAAAGAAAACUUUAGAUGUUAUCUCAAAUAUUAUUAAAUUUAAUGCUAGUUUGAGCGAUGUAGUUAUGAUUAAUGACUAUUUAAACAUCCAGAAUAAAUUUAGAAAGUUAUCAAAUGAAUGGAACGAAAUUUGGCCUGGUGACACAACUGCGUUAGUAAAUGAAUUUUGGAAAGAAUUUGCAUCACACGCACAACCAUCUGCUGUGCCACUACUGAAUGUUUUUCUAGAAAAUAUUAAGAAAAAAAUAGCUAAUGAGCUUCCCACGGCUAGAAAACUACAUUUGUUUUCUGCCCAUCGUUUGAGUCUUGUAGAGAUUUUAUCGGGUUUAGAAAGUUGGGAUAUUCUAAACGGAACCAUUACACCUUGUUCGUAUAUUCUUUUGGAAAUGGUCCAAGAAUUUGCAACAGGUUAUUAUAAAAUACAUUUUUAUUUUGGAAACGGGACCGAAGUAGAUCAACCACGACCGUUUACACCUAAAAGAUGCGCAAAUGAGACUUGUACAAUUUUUGAGUUUACGAAAAUUGUUAAUGGCCUAACACUUUUAUAAAUAAAAUUUAUUAUAAUCGA